AUGACGAGCACAUUCCUGAUUGAUGACUUCCAUUUCUCCAGUCAAGUAACCGACCAGCAGUUCCGGGUGCUAAACAGAGAUUCGUGCCCAUCCUUCCUUUCCCCUCCUGUCUCAUCAUUCCCUGAGAGCAGUGAAGUGAGAUUCCUGGAUGGAAAUGGAGCCACCCCUUCCCCCAGCCCAAGAGGGUUCCUGUCCAGCACCAAUGGGGGAAAGUUCCAGCAUCCCAGCCCGCUCCCCAAAGCCCAUCCCACCACCGCCUCCUUGCCAAUCGCAGAGAUUGGUGUGGGCACCACUGGCUUCGGCAUCUUCUUCAUCCUCUUUGGAAUACUCCUGUACUUUGAUUCGGUGCUCCUGGCCUUCGGAAACCUCCUGUUCCUGGCCGGCCUCUCCAUCAUCAUCGGCCUGAAGAAGACACUUGCCUUUUUCUUCCAGAGGCACAAGCUCAAGGGGACCAGCCUCUUCCUGCGGGGUGUGGUCAUUGUGCUCCUGUGCUGGCCCCUCCUGGGCAUGUGCCUGGAAACCUACCGAUUCUUUAGCCUCUUCAAGGGCUUUUUCCCUGUGGCCUUUGGCUUCCUGGGCAAUGCCUCCAACAUCCCCUUCCUGAGUGCACUGUUCCGGAGGCUUCAAGGCACAAGCUCAAUGGUCUGA
This is a messenger RNA of Diceros bicornis minor, 648 nucleotides long. RefSeq names its product golgi transport 1A (gene GOLT1A). The record is from RefSeq and is a predicted model, not a curated record. The transcript is spliced from 5 exons. NCBI's taxonomy places the organism in Eukaryota, Metazoa, Chordata, Mammalia, Perissodactyla, Rhinocerotidae. Gene Ontology annotation, biological process: retrograde transport, endosome to Golgi; endoplasmic reticulum to Golgi vesicle-mediated transport. The coding region runs from base 1 to 648 and encodes 215 amino acids. Gene Ontology annotation, cellular component: endoplasmic reticulum; membrane.